AUGGCGGCCUUCUGUGCCCGCCUACUUGGCGUCAACAUUUUCCGCUUACUCCCUGGACCAGUCAUGAUGGCGGCUGGAUCUAUGGCGGCUUCUCGCGGAAUUCGCGACCUUCUAACCAGGCUGAUCCAGGUGGGGCUUGAGAAGCAAGGUGAGCCUCUUCAUGUCUCUUCACCAGGUAUUGACCUCAUGGACUUGGCUUCGGACCUCCUGCAGCCCCAAGGAGAUGAUGCUGCCCGCAUCAGCUGGUACCUGCGUAACCUCAUCACCCGAUACCAGGAGACCUUCAGUGUCAUUGAGAAGUGCCCCAAGCCUGUGAUUGCUGCCAUCCAGGGGGGCUGCAUUGGCGCAGGUGUGGACCUUGUCACCGCCUGUGACAUCCGUUACUGUGCCCAGGAUGCUUUCUUCCAGGUGAAGGAGGUGGAUGUGGGUUUGGCUGCUGAUGUGGGAACUCUGCAGCGACUCCCCAAGGUCAUCGGGAACCAGAGCCUAGUCAACGAGCUGGCCUUCACUGCCCGCAAGAUGAUGGCUGAUGAGGCCCUAAGCAGCGGGCUGGUCAGGUAGGGACUGAGGCCAUUGUGGUUAAGUGCUUGCGGCAAGAUUUCCAGCAAGAGCCCGGUGGCUGUGCAGAGCACUAAAGUCAACCUGCUCUACUCCCGGGACCACUCCGUAGCUGAGAGCCUCAACUACAUGGCGUCCUGGAACAUGAGCAUGCUGCAGACCCAGGACAUUGUGAAGUCUGUCCAGGCAGCGAUGGAGAAGAAGGAACUGAAAAGCAUUAACUUCUCCAAGCUCUGAGAGUCCGCUAGUUCAGGGCUUUGGCUCUGGGUCCGGCCAAGUCCCGCCUUACCCCUGCGUUUGGUCAUCUGACGGAGGGGGAUUGGCGAAGUUGUUGUCUCAGUGCCUUCUCUCCUAGUCUCGCAGUUUGUAACCUCACGACCUCGAUUUCAUGCACAGUAUUUGGGUUUUGAGCACACUUACAACUUAGAUUCAGAUUCAAACUGUACAAAAGCAAUUCAUAUAACUAUGUGUAAAAUAUGUGUACCACCAGAAUAUUCUGAAAUUAAAAAAAAAAAUACAUAUAAUUUUUUUCUGUGUCAAAAUAUACCCAAGGAACCCAUUCAAAUGUUAUUUUCAAACUUCUAAACAGUAUUAAGUGCCAUUAAAUGUAAUAAUAAGUGUCAAUUUCAUUUUUUGUAAAAAAAAAAAAGAGAGAGAGAGAGAGACUGAUUUCCACAAGCCCAGGGCCUUAUCUUCACCCUAUGAACAAUAAAGCAAUGUAAAGAAGAGAGAA
Molecule: messenger RNA, 1291 nt
Organism: Otolemur garnettii (small-eared galago)
Lineage: Eukaryota; Metazoa; Chordata; Mammalia; Primates; Galagidae
Gene: ECH1
Product: enoyl-CoA hydratase 1
Exons: 9
Cellular component (GO): mitochondrion
Molecular function (GO): delta(3,5)-delta(2,4)-dienoyl-CoA isomerase activity
Source: RefSeq, a predicted model, not a curated record